AUGACAGGGUUGUUUCGAACUUUUUCUCGUGGCGCAUCUUGUCCAAUGGCCGCUGUUUUAAAGAUUGUAUCUGCAAUUGAUUUGGUUAAACAUGGUAUUAAACGUUACAAUGUAAUUCAAUAUGUUCAUGACAAUGUGGAACAGCAUUACCGUUCAAAACGUUCUACCGAUGAAUAUAAGUUUAACCCAAAACGUAUCUUAACCCUUGAAUUAUUCGACAAAAAUAUUACUCUUAUUCUCAAACAGAAUGAUGAAUUUUUAGCAACAAAUUCCAUUCACUUAGGCGAUGAGCAUGUGCCAUUCGAUUCGUCAAUACUCUACGAAGGAUACGUUGAUGGUUAUCCUUCUACGUCAUAUGUGAUAGGUGGUUUUUACUCAUCUUGGUUUGACGGUGUUAUUAAAUACUCGAAUGAAACAUAUCACAUUGAACCAAGUAUAAAAUAUUCAAAAUCUAUUCCCGGUGUAUCAAUUAUUUAUAAUGCGUUGGAUGUAAUCAAGCCCGAUAAAAGAUCAUUUCGAUCUAAACGUUAUGUUUUCAACGAAGAACAUGAUAGUUCAUCCUUUUGUGGUUUAAAUAACAAACGUAGAGAACAAAUGAACGUUGAAGCACAACGAUUGAAAACACAUCACACCAGUUCAACAACAUUGAAUAAUGAUGAUGAUCAAAAUGAUAAUGAUUUUAAAUCACGUUAUACCAGUCGAUCAAAAAGAAGUAGUAAUUCUGAGAAAACAUGUUGUUAUAUUUACAUAAGAGUGGAUCCUACACUAUGGGAUAUUAUAUAUAAAAAUGAAGGUUUAAAUGAUAAAGAACCAACAAUUCAUGCUAUCGUGACAUUUUUAUAUCGUACGGUGACCGCUGCUAAUGCACUUUAUCGAACGCUCAAAUUUGAAUCAAAUGGUGAAACGUUGCAUCGAUUUACAAUUCGUAUCAAACGGAUUCGAAUACUUACUCCUACUGAUUGUUUGGCUAAAAACUUGAGUAUAUCUGAAACGAAUAUUUGUCGUUCAUACUUGGAUUCAAAUGUUCUUUUAACAUGGCAUUCGGCUGAAGAUUUUCAAGAAUAUUGCUUAGCCUAUAUAUUUGCUGCGCGUGAUUUUGGUGAUGGAACAUUGGGACUAGCAUGGAUGGGUAGUGUAGCAUCAAACAGUCGCGGUGGUAUUUGUGAACAACCAGCUCGGGACAUUUACGAAGGUGAACGAGUAUUAAAAACACUUAAUACGGGAAUGGUGACGAUAAUUAAUCAUAACACAAGAACAUCAUCAUUAAUGACAGAAUUAACAUUUGCGCAUGAAGUUGGUCACAAUUUGGGAGCAGAGCAUGACGACGAAAAAUGUGGUGGUGACUCAACUCAUGGUCAUUAUAUCAUGUAUCGACGUGCGACAACAGGACUGGAAGAUAACAACAAUAAAUUUUCAAACUGUAGUAUGGAAAAAAUGGGUCCUGUGAUGAUUGCUGUUAAAUUGGGAAAAGAGAAAAAAAAUUGUCUUACUGAAUGUACACAAGUUGGUUAUUGUGGAAAUCGAAAUGUUGAAGACGAUGAAGAAUGUGAUUGUGGCUUCACUGACGAAUGUACAGAUAAAUGUUGUUAUCCGGCUGGCGGUCCAAACGCAAAACUUGGAUGCAGAUUAAGAUCAGGAUCACUUUGCAGUCCUUCAAAGGGUCCCUGUUGUUCUGAUGAUUGUACAUUUCAAACUAACACACACAUAUGUCAUAGAGACACGACAAAUCAAGAAUGUAUUGGAAAUGUUAGAUGCGAUGGUAUCCGCGCAACUUGUCCAAUGAAUGAUACAAAGUUUUUCAAAUCAGAGAAUACACCAUGCAAUCAGAAUACAGCGUUGUGCGAAAAAGGGCAAUGUACAAAGUCGAUUUGUACUUUAAUUAAUCGAACAGAGUGCACUCUGACCAUUUCAAAUGUUGCUGAACCUCUUCGACAACGUGGCAUCGACCGUGAAUAUUUAUGCCAUAUUGGCUGUCUCGAUGCACGGACAAAUACGUGUGUUGAUACGUUAACACUUGGUAUGCGGAAUAAUGCGACAAUAGGUGGUUUAGGAUACAAACAUCGGCCAGGUCAUGCAUGUGCUGGAACCACUGGUUACUGCGAUGUAUUCGGGAAAUGUCGAGCAGUUGAUGCUGAUGGACCAUUAACUCGACUGAAAAAUAUGUUAUUAAACGAAGAAAAUAUUAGAACAUUCACACAAUCAGUUAAAGCACGUGCUCGCACAAAUGCUUUUGUAUCUUCUCCACCGUUGCCAAUGUCGAAUGGUGAACAUUUAAAUUUGCAGUCUCGCUUAUUUGUUAGACAAUCAUCGUCAAAUAAUAAUCAUGAUCGUUUACAUCAUCAUAUGACUAAUACGGCACAUUUGUAA
This is a messenger RNA of Didymodactylos carnosus, 2367 nucleotides long. Lineage: Eukaryota; Metazoa; Rotifera; Eurotatoria; Philodinida; Philodinidae. The record is from the annotation of a GenBank genome assembly.